GGGAAGCAAGGUCCUUCAAACGUGCGAACUCAAAUCGAGCUUUAGUGUAGCUGGCCAUGGUUCAGGGCUGGGGAUCAGGAAAGAGAACUUUAGAGCGAAGUGGAGGAAGAUCAGGACUUGGGGCGUUGCGAUUUCUUCCGAGAUCGCCCCGUAGUGUUGAUUACUCUUCUUACAGGCAGGGAGCUCAGCUAUGGUGUGGUUGCCAGCUCAGAGACUUAUCCAACCUGUAAGGGUCAAAUGCAACUUUUCAGCCUGCAAAUUUUGUUUCUUUCGGAAAUUAUCCAUUCAACCAGUUCAACAAAAGAAGAUUCCAAAUAGAUAUCUAGGCCAGCCUAGCCCUUUCACACAUCCACAUCUUCUUAAGCCAGGAGAGGUAACACCAGGAUUAUCACAAGUGGAAUAUGCUCUCCGUAGACACAAGUUGAUGGCUCAGAUACAGCAAGAGGUGCAAGGGACAAAUCACACAAUAAUUCUGCUUUCAAAUCCUACCUAUUACAUGAGCAAUGAUAUUCCAUAUACCUUUCACCAGGACACUAAUUUCCUAUAUUUGUGUGGCUUCCAAGAACCGGAUAGUAUCUUAGUGUUGCAAAGUGUGCCUGGUAGAUCUUUGCCAUAUCACAAAGCUUUACUGUUUGUUCCAAAACGAGAUCCAAGCCGAGAGUUGUGGGAUGGGCCACGAUCUGGCACAGAUGGAGCAGUGGCUCUCACUGGUGUAGAUGAAGCAUAUACCAUGGAAGAGUUUAGACAUCUGGUAUCUAAAUUAAAAGAUGACUCUAGCACAGUUUGGUAUGAUUUUGCUAAACCUGUGCAUCCACAGCUCCAUUCUGAUUAUCUGCUGCAUCUGGCUGAGGUCAGAGCUAAAUGCAACAACCAGGUUCGAGCUGUCCGGCAUCUAGUACAAAACCUACGGCUAAUGAAAUCUGCCACAGAGAUUGAGAGGAUGAAAUUUUCUGCAAAAAUCACUUCACAGGCAUUCAUAGAGACUAUGUUUACAAGUAAAGCACCAGUGGAUGAAGCAUUCCUAUAUGCUAAGUUUGAAUUUGAGUGCCGGGCUCGUGGUGCUGAUAUUUUAGCUUAUCCCCCUGUGGUUGCUGGCGGCAACAGGUCCAAUACCUUGCAUUAUGUGAAAAACAAUCAAUUUAUCAAGGAUGGAGAAAUGGUUUUAUUGGACGGAGGGUGUGAAUACUCUUGUUAUGUGAGUGACAUUACCCGCACUUGGCCCAUCAAUGGCAGGUUCACUAGUCCCCAAGCAGAGCUGUACCAGGCUAUACUGGAGGUCCAGAAGUCAUGCCUAAGACUUUGUUCUCCAGGUGUGAGCCUAGAAAACAUCUACAAUUUAAUGCUAACUCUCAUUGGACAGAAGCUGAAAGAGUUGGGAAUCGUAAAGGAUAGCACUAGUGAGGGUCAGGUCUUCAAGGCUGUUCGGAAAUACUGUCCACAUCAUGUAGGACAUUAUCUGGGAAUGGAUGUUCAUGAUACACCUGAUGUAUCCCGAUCAACUCUCCUCCAGCCAAGCAUGGUGAUCACCAUUGAGCCAGGCAUUUACAUACCUGAAGAUGAUACAAGUGCCCCUGAACGAUUCCGUGGCAUAGGAAUACGCAUUGAGGAUGAUGUGGUAGUGACCGAGAAUGUACCAUUGAUCUUGUCUGCAGAUUGCCCAAAGGAGAUCUAUGAUAUUGAACAGGUUUGCAGUUGUAGCCUUUGAUUGUUCUUCACUGCCUUUUUUAUAUUUUGCUCGGGUUUAGAUUGGAAAAUACACACUCAUAUAUAACACAGUUUUUCAUAACUUGUAGGAUUGUUUGACUAGAUAGAAUCACUACUAGAAAAAUAUUACUUGCAAGGAACUGUGUGUAAAUAUUUUGCAAGACACAAUUACACUAUUUAAAUGGGAAAUGUACAUUACCGUUCAACAUGUAUUUUAAAGCUAUGCUAAUACUAAAACAAAGCUCAUGAAACAGAAUUCUGCAUCCCAUCAUUUGGUCUAUUUCUUUCUGUGCUUAUACUGUGAUGAUGUUAUUUACAGAGAUGUACUGAAUAUCAGCUGUACUGACCUUUCUCAGACUGCAUAUGUAUGUCUAUAACAAUUACAUUUUUAAUUUUAGUUUUUUAAUUGUAAGAGCUGAAAAGAAAAAAAAGGAGCAUUUUUCUGGAUACAGUAAUUUGCAGUGUAUAAAAGAAAAGCAAAAAAAAAAAGAACGCCAAACUUGAAAUUAGAGGAGCUUUUCCCCUUUUCAGAAGAUACAAGAAGGGCUAACAUGUUGGGAAAUCCAUUAAUGUGAAAAUGAGGGUAUUACAUAUAAAGGACAGCUAAAGACAAAUCCCUGUGUAGAAUUAGAUGUGGCAAAGCUAUUGAUCACAAUGUGUUUAAGCACACCCAGUCCUGCAUAUAUUGAUGGCUUGGCUUUAGUGAUUAAAAAUGUCAGUUUUAGGUGAAAAUAAUAUGAGCUCAUUUGAUAAACUCACAGUGAAUCAGACUAGAUUCAAAAUGCUUAUCAAUGAAGUUGUGAUUACUGUAUUUUUCUUUAUAUAUUCAGCCUCUCAUAGGAAAUGUGAACACAGAAGCACUUUGGGAUCCAACUAUGAAAAGUACUGCAUUUAUAUUAAAUUGCUCUUUUCCUUGACUAAAUACAUAGAAACGGUAACCCAAAAAGUGGUAACACUCCAAUUCUUUAUAUUGUGGUAAAAUCUAGCAAUUGAUAUAAGACUAUUUCUGAAGUGAUGCAAAGCAUCAGGAUUUUUUAAAUUUGAAAUUCUUACAGAAUACUCUGUUUUAAGGUUGAGGUCUUAAUACCACAUAUUAUCAGAAGAUCAAAACAAAAGUUAAAUUGAGAAAUCAACAACUUUCUUACAAGUAGAAACAUAAAAAUAAGUACACUAAUUAAGUUCACAAAUAUGAUUAAAGCUUGGUACUAUUCUAGUUGGGUCAAAUUGUUUUCCAAGGAAUUUUUAUAAAAGAUGAAAUGUUACAUAAUUAUCUGGCGAAUAUUUUUUGUGAAGUGCUUUUUGCAUUUUUGAAAGAAAGAUGCUGUCUGUGUACAAUGUAAUUAUUACAGAUGUGUAAUAUACAAAAGUGUUUUAUUCUUCUAAAAAGAAAAAAAAUCUGUAUUGGUGAAAAUAUAAUUUCAACAAUUAUAUUUGAAACUUGGCUUACAGAAACUACCCCCCCCUUGUCAGGUAACCUAUUUUCUUCAAUAUCCUAAAAUGAGAAGUUUCUAGCCUUUUAUCAGUGAUAGCCACUGAAGAUAUGAAUCUGGUUUUAGCAUAUAUUAAAUAACCCAUGACUUAUUGGA
Pantherophis guttatus is the source of this 3290-nucleotide messenger RNA. It is a transcript of the gene XPNPEP3, whose product is annotated as X-prolyl aminopeptidase 3. Gene Ontology annotation, cellular component: mitochondrion. NCBI's taxonomy places the organism in Eukaryota, Metazoa, Chordata, Lepidosauria, Squamata, Colubridae. The record is from RefSeq and is a predicted model, not a curated record. Gene Ontology annotation, molecular function: manganese ion binding; metalloaminopeptidase activity. Gene Ontology annotation, biological process: proteolysis.